Glycine soja is the source of this 4808-nucleotide messenger RNA. Its product is annotated as protein SHORT ROOT IN SALT MEDIUM 1-like. The record is from RefSeq and is a predicted model, not a curated record. NCBI's taxonomy places the organism in Eukaryota, Viridiplantae, Streptophyta, Magnoliopsida, Fabales, Fabaceae. Gene Ontology annotation, molecular function: calcium ion binding. Gene Ontology annotation, biological process: regulation of DNA-templated transcription. The transcript has 21 exons. Bases 239 to 4567 code for a protein of 1442 amino acids. Gene Ontology annotation, cellular component: nucleus.
UAUUGUAAAACUUGGGUUAUUUCAUAUGCCUUCAGAAUCGAGAUAAAGCACCACACACCGUUUCACUCCAUUUCCCACUCUUUCUAGGGUUUCCCUGCUAUCUUCCUCAAUUCGAACCCUUCGCCUUUCCACCCUUCGAUUUCUUAUCUUCCAAUUCGUCAAGCGUAUCCGCGAGUCUCGAUUUCCUUCUCUGCAAGCGGUGCGUGAAAAGUGGAUUGGUCGCUUGUGAAGGAGGAACAUGUAUUCAAGAGGGAGCGGCGGUUACGGCCAAUCGUACACUGGUCAAUCCGCAUAUGGCCAGAACCUGGGUGGCAAUUAUUCUGGGAGUUCUGUUGGAGGGCAUGAUGUGGGUCAGCAUUCUGUGGCUUCUAGGCAUUCAACAAUUUUAGGUGGUUCUCAGGACGUUGAUGUUGGUGGGUAUAGGCCUUCGGCUGCGACCCAGUAUGGGGGACAGUAUAGUUCUGUUUAUGGCUCUGCUGCAUUGAGCAGUGCACAGCAGGUCCCUUCAUUGAGUACCAAGGGUUCUGCAUCAUCAGCUUUAGAUGGUCGUGGAGGCUAUGCUUUGGGUGUCUCUGAUUCACCUAAGUUUGCAUCUGGAGAUUAUGUCUCGUCCUCAAGCCAUGGAUAUGGUCACAAAUCUGAUCAAUUGUAUGGUGACAAAGGUUUGGAAUAUUCUGGAAUAGAUAGGAGACAAUAUGGUGAACGGCAGAGUGGUUACCUUGGUAGGGACUUAACAAGUGAUCCAGCUGGAAGAUAUGCUGCUGAUCCUGUUGGAUUUAGUCAUCAGCGUCAGCAAUCAGAAAUUUAUGAUCGCAUUGAUCAGGCAGCUUUGCUUCGACAAGAGCAAUUGCUGAAAGCUCAGUCUCUGCAAGCUGCAUCACUUGAUGGGGGUGCUAGACAAGCUGAUUAUCUUGCAGCAAGGGCUGCUGCUACUCGUCACCCCACCCAAGAUCUUGUGUCUUAUGGAGGAAGGAUGGAUUCCGAUCCCCGUGCUUCAUCCAUGCUAAGUGCUACUUCAUAUAGUGGACAACAUGCGCCAUCAAUAUUAGGAGCAGCUCCAAGGAGAAACGUGGAUGAUCUCUUGUAUUCUCAGAAUGCUUCAAAUCCUGGUUAUGGAGUGAGCCUUCCUCCUGGUAGGGACUAUGCCAGUGGAAAAGGUCUUCAUGGGAAUGCCAUGGAGUUGGACUAUCCUGGAAAUGUGCUGCCACAUGGUGGGCAUACUGAUCGCAAAGAUGACCGGGCAAGUUAUCUACGAGAAUUUGAGCUAAGGGAAGAAGAGCGUCGCCGGGAGCGCUUGCGUGAGAGAGAGAGGGACAGAGAAAAAGAGAAAGAACGGGAACGAUUGCGAGAGCGAGAACGAGAAAGGGAACGUGAAAGGGAUCGCAUUAUGGAGCGGCGCGAGAAGGAAAGGGAGCGAGAGCGCAAACGUGCACUUGAAACUAAGCCUGAACGAACUCCUGCGAGAUCCUCCAAGGAUCCCCGUGGUACUUCAAAAGAUCCCCGUGGUACUUCAAAAGAUCCCCGUGGGUCGUCUUUGACAAAGGAGGGGAGAUCUACACGACGGGACUCCCCACAUCAUGGAGCAUUACAUAGGCACCAUUCACCUGUUAAAGAAAAACGGAGAGAAUAUGUCUGCAAGAUAUUCCCAUCCCGCUUGGUAGAUAUUGAGAGGGAUUACCUCUUAUUAGAUAAGCGAUACCCCCGACUCUUUGUCUCUCCUGAAUUCUCCAAGGCUGUUGUGAACUGGCCAAAGGAAAACCAUAAACUGUCUAUUCAUACUCCUGUCAGUUUUGAGCAUGACUUUGUUGAAGAAGAAAGUGCCACUGAGCCUAGAGACUCCUCCAACAAGCUUUUGGUGGGACAACCUCCAAAUUCAUUACAAGGAAAUACAGUUUGGAAUGCUAAAAUAAUCUUGAUGAAUGGACUUAGUAGGUCUGCGUUGGAGGAGCUGUCAUCUGAUAAAAUUGUAGAUGAUCGCAUUCCUCAUUUUUGCAAUUUCCUUAGAUUUGCGGUUCUUAAGAAGGAUCAUUCUUUCAUGGCAGUUGGUGGUCCAUGGGAACCUGUUGAUGGGGGUGAUCCAUCUAUUGACAAUAACUCUUUAAUCAAAACUGCCCUCAGAUAUGCAAAGGAUGUUAUUCAACUUGACUUGCAGAAUUGUCAACAUUGGAAUCCUUUUCUUGAGUUACAUUAUGAUAGAAUUGGCAAAGAUGGUUUCUUUAGCCACAAGGAAAUCACUGUUCUUUAUGUUCCUGAUUUGUCUGACUGCCUCCCUUCGUUGGAUGAAUGGCGUGACAAGUGGCUUGCCCACAAGAAAGCUGUGGCUGAAAAAGAGCGUCAACUUUCUUUGAAAAAAGAGAAAUCAAGAGAUAACAAGGAAGUAUCUAAAGAUAAAUCAGAUAAAAGGAAGGAUUCUACUCCAUCAGGAAAGUCAGAUGUAAAGAAAAAAGAGAAAGAUAAUAAUACUGUUAAGGAAGAAAUUGAAGGAAAGACUGGAGUGAAUAACAAUAAAAUCACUAAAAAUGAAGGUUCUGACAUGGGUGAAGAAGGCAAGAGUGCUGAGAAAAAGACGGGGGUAACUGUCACUGGUCAAACCACAGGUGGUGUGAAGUCUGUGAAAAAGAAGAUUAUAAAGAGGGUUGUGAAACAGAAAGUUGCCACUAAGGCAAAGGCUACUGCCAUCAAACAAACAGACAAAUCAGGUGAAAAGGAUGUUGCUGAGAAAGUGACAUCCAAUGUUACUGAUCAGGAUGGAAAAUCUCCUACUGGGGUUGAAACUCCUGUAAAAAACUUAGUUGCUGAGGAUAUGUCUAUUGGGAAAAUUGAUAGUGAAGAGGGCAAAGAUAAAGAAAUAAAUAGUUCUGAAGAUAAACCUCAAAACAAGCCAAAUCCAACAGUAAAUGCAGUUGUGAGUGAUCCUUCUGUGAAAACAACAAAGAAGAAGAAAAUUAUUAAGCGGGUACCUAAAAAGAAGGUGGUGGGUGAGGCUUCUAAAUCUCUUGUAUCUGAACCUAAAAAGGAUGAGAAUCAAGGACAAGAUAGUACCCAGAGCUCUGGAAAGCAGACUGCAGAUGCAAAUACCAUAGUGACCGAGGAGAAGAAACCUGGGAAGGUAGUUCCGAAGAAAAAGAUAAAAACACCUGUCUCUAAGAAGAAAGAUGAAACUGCUGAUUCCAAUAAAACAGAAACACUGUCUGACAAAAAGGAUGAAGGGAACGUUGUGGCAGUUCAAGCACAAGAUGACACACAGAGCACUGGCAAGCAGACUGCCAAUGCAGAUACCACAGUGACACCAGAGGUGAAGAAAACUGGGAAGGUUGUCCCUAAAAAACAAUCAAAGACCCCCACGUCUGAAAAGCGAGACAAUACAGCUGAUUCCAGUAAAACAGAAACAAAGUCUGACAAAGAUGACAAAAAGGAAGAAAGAGUUACUGGUGAAAAAAGUGGGGCAAAGACAGACAAGCUGAAAGCCUCUGAUAAAGAUGUUACCAAUGUAAAGGGGAAAGUGAAAGAUGGGGACAAGUCAAAAGAUGAGAAAGUAACCCAAGAGAGGGAUGGAAAGGACGAGUCCAAAAGCAAAUCUAGUAAGGAAGUGAAAGACAAGAGGAAGUCUAAUGAACCUCCUCGACACCCUGGAUUUAUUCUUCAAACAAAAUGGACCAAAGAUUCUAAAAUACGUUCUUUGUCAUUGUCACUGGAUUCAUUGCUGGAUUAUACAGAUAAAGAUGUUGAAGAAUCAAAUCUUGAGCUUUCAUUGUUUGCUGAAUCAUUUUAUGAAAUGCUUCAGUUUCAAAUGGGUUCUAGAAUUUUGACAUUUCUUCAGAAACUGCGCAUAAAAUUUGUGAUCAAAAGAAAUCAGAAAAAGAGGCAGAGGGAAGAUGAGCAAGAGAAGGAUGAUGUAAAAAAAUCUCCUGUUAAGCGUCAAAAGGGAAAUGAUCCUUCAGUGAAGAAUGAGCCCACAAAUAUGGACACGUUAAAUCCAACCCUACUAGAUGAUGAGAAAGCUGUUGCUAGGAAUGAUAACUCUAGUAAUAAGGAGGAUGAUGUGAAGAUGGAAGAUGGAUCAGACGAGGAAGAAGAAGAUCCAGAAGAGGAUCCUGAAGAGUACGAGGAAAUGGAAAAUGGUAGUCCCCAGCAUGAGGCAUCCAAUGAUAAAAAUGCUGAGCAAGAGGCGAAUGCAGAUACUAAAUCUGAAAAUAUUACUACCAAUGAUAAAACAGCAGAUGAAACUUCUAAAGAGGAGAUUAAGGUUAAAGAUGAGGUGCAAGAAUCCAAGGCCGAUCUACAGGUAAAAGAAGAAAAGGAAGGAAAGGAUGAGAUUAAGAAAGAAACUCCUACUGCUAAGGAGGUUGUUGUGGACAGAGAAUUGUUGCAGGCUUUCCGGUUUUUUGAUCGCAAUCGUGUUGGGUACAUCAGGGUUGAAGAUAUGAGAAUAAUUAUCCAUAAUCUGGGGAUGUUCUUUUCGCACAGGGAUGUCAAGGAACUAGUACAGAGUGCAUUAUUGGAGAGCAACACUGGGAGAGACGACAGAAUUCUUUAUAAUAAGCUAGUGCGGAUGAGUGAUAUUUGAUGCCCCUUGUGUCUAUUUCAUUGUUUACGAAACACUGGAAUUGCCUGUGUUGGGACUUGGGAUUAAUGAAAGUUGCUUUUGUAAAAUUACAGUUGGACUUUAUUUGAUUGUUGAGAGGGCUGGUAGUCUUUCGUUUUAGCGAAAGGGUAAAACCUUUCUUGGCAUUUACAAUAGGAAACCAAGUAUUUUAUUUACAUGUUUUGAAUUUUUUUAAUCUCAUCUUUUCGUGAAACUUCUGUUA